AUGCUGAGACGCUCUUCACACCAUCGUUCAUCUCCAAAAGAUGGGGAUAGGAGUGAUAGAGACAAACAAAGGGGUGGAAAGGGUAGAGAUAAAGAUAGAGAAAGAGAAAGAGAAAGAGACAUAGGUGGUGACAGGGAUAGGGAGAGGGACAGGGUGAGGGUAAAAAGGGAACAUGGAUGUGAGCCUGAGAAAGAAAGGGAAGAGAGAGAUCAAGUGAAAGAGAAAGAACAUGAAAGACCACAUCGAAGUGGAAGCAGAUCAGAAGACAUGGGAGUGAAAGGGACAGGGAAAAGAGUCGUGAUAGAGAGGUUAAAGAUAAAGAAAUGA
Lactuca sativa (garden lettuce) is the source of this 327-nucleotide messenger RNA. The record is from RefSeq and is a predicted model, not a curated record. NCBI's taxonomy places the organism in Eukaryota, Viridiplantae, Streptophyta, Magnoliopsida, Asterales, Asteraceae.